Knipowitschia caucasica is the source of this 3717-nucleotide messenger RNA. Lineage: Eukaryota; Metazoa; Chordata; Actinopteri; Gobiiformes; Gobiidae. The record is from the annotation of a GenBank genome assembly.
AUGCUAAAUAUAGUUGCGAGUGCGUCCAUACAUGGGGUGGAAGGGGAAGCGCAUUCCUCCUAUGACACAUCAGCAAGUGCUUCCCAAGCGGCACCAGGCUGCUCAAUCUCUGCUUUGCACGCUUUUAAUCUCCCGGGGAAGUCGGUCAGUCAGCAGCAAAGGAGAACAGAGACGCAGGCCAGCGAGGCGAUGGCACAACCAGCCUACACCGUCCCGGCCUUUCGGGAGAGGUCCCAGGAUGACUCCACUCCAGAGUACCAGCGCGUGUCUGCAAACGUGGGGAAGGGUCUGCAUGUGAUCCAGCAGGAGCUGCACCGCAUGAGGAUGGCCACCAAGGCCCAGGUCGAGAACAUCGCCAUCCAGAGAGAGGUGAAGGAGAGGAUGUCUCGGAAGUCGGAGUUGUUGGAUGAUAUUGGGAAAAUGCCGGACUUCCUGGUGGCUCUGAGGCCUCACACGGUGUGGGAGAAAACUCCAGUGAAGCUUUUCUGCACCGUGCAGGGAAACCCCAGGCCCAUCGUCAAAUGGUAUAAGGGCGGCGUCCCGGUCGACCCUCUGAGCGCUCCUGGAAAGUACAAGAUUGAGAAUAAAUAUGGGGUCCACAGUUUGAUCAUCAGCAGGUGUGUAGUGAGUGAUACAGCAGAGUACAGCGCUGUGGCCACAAACCAACAUGGAACCACCAGCAGCAAAGCCACAGUCACAGUCAAGAGAGCGAGUGCGUCUGGAGAGCCCUGUCAUCUCGGCCUGGUGCCCCAUCUGAAGGACAUCCACCCCAGUAAGCUGGAGGUUUCUCUUCUGGACUGUUUCUCCGUGAGUUUCGGAGUAGAAGGCACAUCCAUCUCUUUGGCCUGUUCCAUGGUCGUGGUGCCGGACCUCCCCAACGUCCCCCCGCUGGUCCACUGGUACAGAGACGAUAAACAGCUGACGGCGGGUAAACUGGCCGAGAUGUCGGUGGGAGGAGGCGUGGCUCGUCUCACUCUCCCGUCUCUGGCCAAAGACGACGAGGGUCUCUACACCGUGAGGAUCUACGCCAAAGACGGCACCGUGGACCACAGCGCCUACCUCUUUGUCUCCGACGCCGCCCCCUCCUCCGCUGGGGCCCCCGGAGCCCCCAUGAGCGUGAAGGCCUACGACGUCAACGCAGACUUUGUGCUGGUCGCCUGGAAACCUCCCAACACCGUCAACGAGGCGGCCAUCACCGGAUACUUUGUGGACCGUUGUGAAUCUGGAAGCGACUCCUGGGUGCAGUGCAACGACUCCCCGGUGAAGGUUUGUAAAUACCCGGUGCAGGGCCUGAAGCUGGGCCACUCCUACCACUUCCGGGUGCGGGCCGUGAACAGCGCGGGCAUCAGCAGACCCUCGCGGAAGUCCGACAAGGUCACGGCCAUCGACGCCGCCGAGAACGAGAGGCUGCAAGGUACAGACGAAGGCGUCCCGUCUGCCCCGGGACAAGUCACUGCCACCAGAAACUCAAAGUCGUCUGUGUUCGUCCAGUGGGAUUCCCCCAAAAGCCUGAAGCACCUGAUGGGAUACUACAUCGACGCCAGAGUGGUCGGCUCCAAGGAGUGGUUCCCCUGCAACCACAAGCCCUUCAAACACAACCGCUUCGUGGUUCAUGGUCUGGUUCCUGGAGAGACGUACGUGUUCCGUGUUCAGGCCGUGAACGUUUUUGGUCUCAGCGAAGAGUCCCAGGAGUCCGGCCCCAUCACCGUGGAGCCCGCCCUCUCGACCCCUAGUGCCCCGUUCGGGAUCACCAUGUUGAGUUGCGACGGCGCGUCCAUGACUCUGGCCUGGAACAGUCCCAAACACUGCGGUGGAUCCAAGGUCAACGCUUACUACCUGGACAAGAGGAACGCAGACACUCUGGCCUGGAAGGAGGUCAACCUGCAGGCCGUCACCGAGAGACUGUGCAAGGUGGAGAACUUGACUGAAGGCACUUUUUACGAGUUUAAAAUCACCGCUGCGAACCUGGCCGGAGUGGGCGUCCCGUCUGCCCCCAGCGCCCCCCUGAAGUGUGAGGCCUGGACCAUGGAUACCCCCGGACCGGCCUACGACCUGGGCUUCAGCGAGGUGCGGGGCCACUCCCUGGUCCUGCUGUGGAAGGCCCCCGUUUACACCGGGGCCAGCGCAGUCUCCGGAUACAUCGUGGAAAUGGCCAAAAAGGGAUCCAAGGAUUUCAAGGCUCUGAGCGAGGAAGUAGUCAGCCACCGGUACUUCCAGGUGUCCGGCCUGACGGAGGGCGAGUCGUAUGUGUUUAAAGUCCGUGCCGUAAACGAGAGUGGGAUCGGGAAAGCUUCUCUGGUGUCCGAGCCGGUGUGUGCCAAGGCUCUGCCAGGCACUCAAGAGAUCGAGGCCGGAGUGGACGGGGAGACCGGAGACAUCUAUCUGUCUCUUGAAGCCUGUGAAAUCAGCGAAACGUCCAAGUUUGUCUGGUCCAAGAACUACAGCCCUGUGGGAGAGUGUCCCCGUGUGUCCAUGAGCUGCAAGGGAAGAACCUCUAGACUCACCUUCACAAACCCAGACAAAGACGACUUGGGCAGAUACUCUGUGGUCGUCACGGAUACGGACGGAGUCUCCGGCAGCCACACCCUCACCGAGGACGCCAUGAACACCAUGCUGGAGCUCAGUUAUGCCAUCAGACAUCCAGUGAUUCCUCUGAAGCACGGCCUGAACUACGAGAUCCUGGAGAAAGGACACGUUCGCUUCUGGCUGCAGGCCACGAAACUGUCCUCAGCCGUUUCCUACAGGUUCAUCGUCAACGACAAAGAAGUGACCAGCGGAGAGGGCCAUAAGAUCAGCCACGACGUCGCGACCGGAGUGAUCCAGAUGACUGUGGAGAACUUCACCAGAGCCAACGAGGGAACCUACACCGUCCAGAUCCACGACGGGAAAGCCAAGGCCCAGACGUCCCUGGUGCUGGUGGGAGACGUGUUCAAAGCUGCUCUGAAGGAAGCGGAGUUUCAGAGGAAGGAGCACAUCAGGAAGCAAGGUCCACACUUUUCUGAGUAUCUUUACUUCACUGUCAGCGAAGACUGCACUGUUCUACUGGCCUGCAAGGUCGCUAACGUGAAGAAGGAGACCUCGUUCCACUGGUACAAAGAGGACGAUGAGAUUGUUCCGGAGACUCCAGCCAACGUGGCGUCUGGGGCCUGUGCUCUGCCUGUUCCCAACUUCUCCAGGAAAGACCAGGGAGUGUACAAAGCAGUUCUGGGAGACGACAGAAGCAAAGACACGUCCGUGAUCGACAUCUCCGGACAAGUUUUCGACGACAUCAUCAAUGCCAUCGCUAAGGUCGCUGGUGCGUCCGCCUCUGACCUGGUGAUGCAGUGCACUCCUGAAGGCAUCCGGCUCCAGUGCUACAUGAAAUACUACACUGAAGAGAUGAAAACCGUCUGGAAACACAAGGACAGUAAGAUCGCGUCGUCGGAGAAGAUGAGGAUCGGGGGCACGGCGGAGAUGGCCUGGAUGCAGAUCUGUGACCCGUCCGACAAAGAGAAGGGACAGUACACCAUCGAGAUCUGCGACGGCGUCCACACACACGCUCGCAGCUUCGACCUCUCCGGACAAGCCUACACUGACGCCUACGAAGAGUACCUCAGGCUCAAGGCGGCUGCAUUCGCGGAGAAAAGUGAGUAUCUCUGUCUCCUACAUCACAUACUACCUCACACACUCACUACCACACACACUUGUUGUAAAAAAUCAAAAGAAAAGACGGGCUGA